Molecule: messenger RNA, 990 nt
Organism: Geosmithia morbida
Lineage: Eukaryota; Fungi; Ascomycota; Sordariomycetes; Hypocreales; Bionectriaceae
Product: mitochondrial fusion and transport protein UGO1
Exons: 1
Coding region: 1-990 (329 amino acids)
Biological process (GO): maturation of 5.8S rRNA; maturation of LSU-rRNA
Cellular component (GO): preribosome, large subunit precursor
Source: RefSeq, a predicted model, not a curated record
AUGCCUCCAAGCAGGCACACCAAGAAGCGGAACGCCGAAUCCCGGGUACAGCGACCCCAGAAGAAGCAGAAGCGCAGACAGCAACGAUACCACAGCGACUCCGAGGAGGAGGAAGCACCGACGGCAAAGGCAGGCGACGACUUUGACCCCGUCAACCUUCUCGACUCGGACGGCGAGGAUAUUCACAAUGCGACAAUUGACCAGGCUGUCGAAUCAGACGAUGGUGGAGACGACGGCCCCCUCUCCAGCUCGGAGGAUGACCAGAAGAAGCCCGCCAAGAAGUCGGCGGUGGCAGCGCCCAAGAUGUCACUGAAGGCGAAAAGGGCACCGGAGCCCGAGUCAGAGGACGAUAAUGAAGACCAAGAGGAAGCAGCGGGGUCACCUGACGACAACGACGACGACGACGACGACGAUGAUGAUGAUGACGAUGAGGAGGAGGAGGAUGAGUUUGACGAGCUGAACGGCAAGUCUCUGUCCAAGAAGAAGAACGACAACAGCGCAUUCGCCAAGUCCAUGUCGGCCAUCCUGUCGACCAAGCUCACGUCGUCGAAACGGAGCGACCCCGUUCUGUCACGCAGCCUGGAGGCCCACGAGGCCUCGCGGGCCCUCCAGGACAGCGCGCUCGAGGCCAAGGCCCGCAAACAGAUUCGCGACCAGAAGAGGCUGGCAGCCGAAAAGGGCCGCGUCAGGGACGUGCUCGUCGCCACGCGCAACGAGACGACGGGAGAGGCUGAGUCGACCACGGCCGAGGUCCUGGGCACGGAGCGCCGGCUGCGCAAGGUCGCGCAGCGCGGCGUCGUCAAGCUGUUCAACGCCGUCAGGGCGGCGCAGGUAGCUGCCAUCGAGGCCGAGAGGGAGGCGCGCAAGGACGGAAUCAUCGGUAUGGAUAAGAGGGUGGAAAAGGUCAACGACAUGACCAAGAAGGGUUUCUUGGACCUGAUUGCGUCGGGGGGAGGUGGUCUGUCCAAGGCGGCAUUGGAGGAGGCAUGA